Hibiscus syriacus is the source of this 1512-nucleotide messenger RNA. RefSeq names its product probable polyamine transporter At3g13620. Gene Ontology annotation, molecular function: transmembrane transporter activity. Gene Ontology annotation, biological process: transmembrane transport. Bases 55 to 1464 code for a protein of 469 amino acids. The record is from RefSeq and is a predicted model, not a curated record. Gene Ontology annotation, cellular component: membrane. The transcript has a single exon. Lineage: Eukaryota; Viridiplantae; Streptophyta; Magnoliopsida; Malvales; Malvaceae.
AUUCCAAUAUCAAAUCGAUCCCUCAAACUAACCAAAAAAAAGAAGCCAUCUAUCAUGACCGAAGACUCCACAGAAGACUACCUCCUAGACCACCACCAUCAGGAAGAAACUCUUCCAACAACCACCGCAGUCACCGCCACCAACAAUUCCGGCAAGCUAUCCAUCAUCCCCCUCAUCUUCCUCAUCUACUUCGAGGUAUCCGGUGGAGCAUACGGCGAGGAGGCAGCUGUGGGUGCCGCUGGUCCUCUCUGGGCCAUACUCGGUUUCCUUGUUUUCCCUUUCAUAUGGAGCAUACCCGAGGCCUUGAUCACGGCCGAGCUCGCCACCGCCUUCCCCGGUAACGGAGGCUACGUUAUCUGGGCUCACGAGGCUUUCGGACCAUUCUGGGGUUCACUCAUGGGGUCCUGGAAGUUCCUAAGUGGAGUGAUCAACUUAGCAUCGUACCCUGUUCUUUGCGUCGACUACAUCAAGUUAGUUUUCCCGAUUCUCUCCUCCGGGUUGCCUCGGUAUGUUGCGAUACUGUUGUCGACAUUGUUCCUUUCUUUCUUGAACUACACAGGUCUGGUCAUAGUCGGGUACACAGCAGUAUGUUUAGGGGUAGUUUCACUUCUGCCAUUCGUAUUAUUAGCUUUGUUUUCGAUUCCAAAGAUCGAUCCGAGCAGAUGGAUUAGUUUAGGACAGAAAGGAGUAACAAAAGAUUGGUCACUGUUCUUCAAUACCCUUUUUUGGAACCUAAAUUUCUGGGACAAUGCCAGUACCUUAGCAGGGGAAGUGGAACAACCACAAAAGACAUUCCCCAAAGCCCUUUUCUCAGCUGGAUUGCUCACUUGUUUAGCUUAUUUAGUGCCUCUUUUAGCUGCAACCGGAGCUAUACCACUAGACCAGGAAAACUGGGUUGAUGGGUAUUUCGCUGAUGCAGCUCAAAUCAUUGCAGGAAAAUGGUUAAAAGUGUUCAUUGAAAUCGGUGCUGUUUUAUCAAUCAUUGGACUGUACGAAGCACAAUUGAGCAGCUGCGUUUACCAGCUUCUAGGAAUGGCUGAUUUAGGAUUUUUGCCACGGUGUUUCUCUGUGAGAUCCAAGUGGUUCAACACGCCUUGGGUGGGAAUUCUGGUGUCGACGUCGAUAACCGUCGCGGUUUCGUACAUGGACUUUUCGGACUUGAUUUCGUCGGUUAAUUUCUUAUACAGUUUAGGCAUGCUACUCGAAUUCGCAUCAUUCCUUUGGUUGAGGAGAAAAUCGCCAACAAUCAAAAGGCCAUUCAGAGUGCCCAUGAAGUUGCCUGGUCUGACCGUGAUGUGCUUGAUUCCUUCUGGGUUUCUGGUGUAUAUCAUGUUAGUGGCUACCGGAAAUGUGUUCUUGGUGAGUUCUAUAGUCACGGUUCUUACAAUCAUCUGGUACUUUGCAAUGAAUUUCUGCAAAUCCAAGAAGCCGGCCAUUGUGGAGGAUGAGGCUUAUUUGGAAUAGGAUGAACUUGUAUUCCUAUUUUUAUCUCAAAAUUAUUACCAUGUUCAA